Molecule: messenger RNA, 1429 nt
Organism: Oncorhynchus gorbuscha (pink salmon)
Lineage: Eukaryota; Metazoa; Chordata; Actinopteri; Salmoniformes; Salmonidae
Product: C-myc promoter-binding protein-like
Exons: 6
Coding region: 1-468 (155 amino acids)
Biological process (GO): regulation of Rab protein signal transduction
Cellular component (GO): cytoplasmic vesicle
Source: RefSeq, a predicted model, not a curated record
AUGGGGAUCUUAUGGGACAACCUCAAGCUGCACCGGGAUCUCAUCCAGCCGUUCUACAUCCUGUGGAACACGCAGAGGCUUAAUUGUGCUCUGUUGUUAGACAGUGUGGGCUACCCGUUGUGUCGCCCUGUGAGCGAGGCGGAGCGUCCGUUUGGGGAGGAGCUACUCCACAGCGUGGUCAAGAGCAUCCAGAGGAACGAUGUUUCUCGACCAAUGGGACAGCUCCUACAGCUGCUCGGGCAGAGCCUGGGGGUCAAGAGGCAAAGGAGUCUGUACAGAGACAUCCUCUUCCUGUGUCUGGUGGCUCUGGGAAAGGACAACAUUGACAUCGACGCUUUUGACCGCGAAUACAAGAUGGCGUACGACCACCUCAGCCCCAACCUGGUGAAGCUGACGCACAACUGCGACCGUCCGCCCAGCGCUGGGGUCAUGGAGUGUCGCAAGACCUUCGGAGAACCCUACCUCUGACCUCGGACCCCUUUACCCCUGACGUUUCACCUCCGACAGACACUCCACCCGGCCAGUCACCUCCGUCACCCGGCCAGUCACCUCCGUCACUCGGCCAGACACCUCCUCCACCCGGCCAGACACCUCCUCCACCCGGCCAGCCAGUCACCUCCGUCACUCGGCCAGCCAGUCACCUCCGUCACUCGGCCAGCCAGUCACCUCCGUCACUCGGCCAGUCACCUCCUCCACCCGGCCAGCCAGUCAUCUCCGUCACUCGGCCAGUCACCUCCUCCACCCGGCCACCCAGGCCACUCCGUCACUCGGCCAGCCAGUCACCUCCGUCACUCAGCCAGUCACCUCCGUCACUCGGCCAGUCACCUCCUCCACCCGGCCAGCCAGUCACCUCCGUCACUCGGCAUAGCACAGCCGUGGGUAGCCCACAUGGGUAGGGUUGAAGAGAUCUUUUGCGUCCAUGAAAAGCACAUGUAUAAAAUCCAUGUAUUACAACGGUGGCUCUCCCAAAGAGGACUGAGGAGCUUUAAAGACGAGCUCAGGAAUCCACUUUAGAAAGACGUACAGAAUGCGUGACGAUGAGCUUGUUGACACUGUGAUGUUUGGGGUCAUGUCCGUCACCUGUGAGAGAUGUGACGGGGCUGACCAGAGACUGACGGAGCUGACCAGAGGCUAGUGGAGCUGACCAGAGACUAGUGGAGCUGACCAGAGACUAGCGGAGCUGACCAGAGACUAACAGAGCUGACCAGAGACUAGUGGAGCUGACCAGAGACUAACAGGGCUGACCAGAGACUAACGGAGCUGACCAGAGACUGACGGAGCUGAUCAGAGACUAGCGGAGCUGACCAGAGACUAGCGGAGCUGACCAGAGACUAGCGGAGCUGACCAGAGACUAACGGAGCUGACCAGAGACUAACGGAGCUGACCAGAGACUAACGGAGCUGACCAGAGACUAACAGAGCCGACCAGA